Molecule: messenger RNA, 1168 nt
Organism: Carica papaya (papaya)
Lineage: Eukaryota; Viridiplantae; Streptophyta; Magnoliopsida; Brassicales; Caricaceae
Product: complex 1 protein, LYR family protein
Source: RefSeq, a predicted model, not a curated record
GUAGCCAAGAUCGUCCUUGUGCAUAUCCUUCAAUCUGGAAGCUUCUACAAGAUUCAGGAACCACAUAAAGUGGUUUUCCUGCUUCCUCUGGCUCCACUUUGAUUGGGGAAUUAGGGUUGAAAAUCCGCCGUCAGCAACCGAGCCAAACUUUCCUCUGUGCCUCACCAUUAUAUCUGGAAUGUAGUCUCCUCGUGGAGUGUAGCGUAAAGCCAAACCAGCGAUCUUCAUGGAAGCAACACAUUAACCCCUUAGGUGUAUUGCCACGCUUAAAAACUCCUUUCCUCGGAUCAUUGGUGAAAUGUAGCCGGGCAAAAUCAAUUGCUUUUGCUAAUGAAAAUAAUGGCGGAAUCUGAUGAUUCAAACUUUCAGUUGAUAGUGGGAAGAUGGGAGAUACCCCAUUAAUUCACCAGUUAAAAUCGAGGCCCAAGCCCGUUGUCUGGUUAGUGCAGAGCCCAAAACUGAACAGUUGAAACGAAGGCGGGUCAGAAAUGAGAAAGGAGCGAAAAGAAGAAAGAAAAUGGAGAAAGCGUCGAGACUACACGGCGCCGUAUUAAGGCCCAAACUGAACAGUUGAAAAGAAGGCGGGGAAGAAAUGAAUGUUGAAAUAGCAAAGAGAGGAUAUGGAGAAAGCGUUGAGAGUAUACGCCGCCGUAUUGAGGCUGGUGAGGCAUUUGCCGGCGGACACAAGGCCUUACUACGCCAAAUACGUCCGCGAAAACUUCGUAAACUACAGAGAAGUAGACGCCGCAGACACCAAAACCAUCGAGGAGCUCUUCCACAGAGCCUACAACCACUCCAUCUGGGUCCUCAACAAGUAUUCGGUGGAUGAAUCGACGGCGAAGAAGUUGAAGGAGGUAUGUUACAGCUGAUGAGUUGCUUCAUGCGCGCCAGAUGUUUGUCGAAAUGUCACAAAGGAUCAUUGCGCCGAUGUUUCCUCAGUUUCUUCGCGUGAAUAAAUAGUUCUUUUCGUGUUCAAAUGGGUUUGAAUCGGAUUGUGAAAGUAAUUAAUAAUGUAGCUGAACUAGCAGAAGCUUGCUUCACAUGUUCAUGGCUGAACUUUUUAGGUACUUUGAUGGGGUAAUUCGAGUUUGAAGGAUGGAUAAAGAGCGUUGAAGGUAGUGUAGCGUCAUUAUUUUUCAGUCUUAGGAUAAACUAAAGUUUUAUCAAA